CACAUGUGGGAAAUUACCAGCGUCUGAAGAUUUAUCGACCGUCUGUGCAUUUUUCCGAUGAACGCGCAACAUCACCGCAUUAUUCGCAUCUUCAGCGUGCACUUCCGUCUCGCUCGCGGUUGUUUUAAAUUUUCAAUUUGCAAAUAUUGAUAAUUUUUAUUCAAAGUUCACAAAGGUCAUGUUUCGAUGUCUGUCGAGUAUAUUCGAGUAAUCGCGCGAGUGUCGAAAUGCGAAUCGGACGUUGCGAGUUGCGGGUUGCGCGGGGUGAUGGAUGCCCCUCUCGGAUCAGCUGGCUGCGACCGUCCUUGAACGACCGACGCAGCGAUGUGAUAACAGAACAAUCAAGUGUGUUAUCGAUGAUAACGUAACACUUGCGAAAAUCAAGCGUCGCGAAUACACCGACAGCGAAUCGUGACAGACGCGUUUUGCCGAGUGAUAAUUCAUUUGCGGACGUUACGAGAGCUUUACGAUUUACAAACAUCUACAUAUAGAGAAUAUAGCACAAUGGUUCGACAAGUUUAUAUUGGUGCGUUGAUUUGCAUAGAUGAUAAUGAGGAAUUGAUUAUUAAGGAGAACGCUGCUGUAUUUGUUGAAGAUGGCAAGAUUAUUCGUGUUAUGGAGAAUCCACAGACUAGUCAACAGGGGAUAGAUGAUGAUAUCUCAGAUUUUCUCACAAUAUUUCUCGCAGAUGACGACGAAGUUAAUAUUUUGUCACGCGAACAGUUUAUGAUACCUGGAUUCAUCGACGGACAUACUCAUGCGGUACAGUUUCCGAAUCUUGGACUGGGCUACAGCAAGUGUCUCUUGGAAUGGCUGGAGAAUUACACCUUUCCGCUGGAGAGAGAGUACAUUGAUACGAAAUUUGCGGAACAAGUUUUUGAAGCAGUCGUGAAACAAACCGUCAAAAUGGGCACAACAACGGCGUGUUACUUUGCAUCUUUAUACGCCGAGGCGUCUACGAUCCUCGCGAGGAAAGCUGCGAAGCUGGGCCAACGAGCUUUCAUCGGGAAAGUGAAUAUGAACGCACCGCGUGACGAUGGAUACUGCGAAAGCACCGAGAAGUCAAUUAAUGAAACCGUGGCUUUCAUAAAGUCUAUUGAGCGAAUAGGGAGCCCGCUUGUAAGGCCGAUCAUCACGCCAAGAUUUGCAUUGAGUUGUGACAUGGAAUUAAUGCAAGAGCUGGCAAAGAUCGCUAAAGAGAAAGAUUUACAUAUACAGACUCAUAUCUCUGAAAAUAAAGACGAGAUAGCGGCAGUAGAAGCAGCUUUUCCAAACCAGCCUUCAUACACGGCUGUUUAUGACGCCGCUGGUCUUCUCACUAAUAAGACAGUAUUAGCGCACGGAGUUCAUCUCGCGGACAGCGAACUUGCCAUUCUCAAAGAACGAGGAACAGCUGUGAUUCACUGUCCCUCUUCGAACACGUAUCUGAAAAGCGGUCUUUGCGACGUACAGAGGCUAAAGGCUAACAGUAUCAAAGUUGGACUUGGAACAGAUGUUUCAGGUGGAGCCAGUUACAGUAUAUUGGACGAGAUGAGAUCGGUUUUACGAGUAUCAAAUUGUCUGUCCUUGACAAGAGACAAUUAUACACCGCUUAGUUACAAAGACGCUUUUUAUAUGGCAACAUUAGGAGGUGCUAGAGCACUCUCAAUUGAGGACAAAGUCGGUAAUUUCAUGGCAGGCAAAGAAUUCGAUGCUCUCAUCGUCGACUUGAAUGUGAAAGACAGCUUAUUGAAUAAUUUCAGAAAAUAUACGCUCGAGGAGAAUUUUCAGAGAUUCAUAUACAGCGGUGAUGAACGUAAUAUAGUGUCAGUAUAUGUAAGUGGCAGGAAAAUUAAAUAAGGACUUCCUCUGUUUUACAAGUUUUGUAACAUAAAACAUGGAACUAUCAAAUAAAAAGCAUUUAUCUUCGCACAUUA
Molecule: messenger RNA, 1916 nt
Organism: Temnothorax curvispinosus
Lineage: Eukaryota; Metazoa; Arthropoda; Insecta; Hymenoptera; Formicidae
Gene: DhpD
Product: guanine deaminase
Exons: 9
Coding region: 505-1839 (444 amino acids)
Biological process (GO): guanine catabolic process
Cellular component (GO): cytosol
Molecular function (GO): guanine deaminase activity; zinc ion binding
Source: RefSeq, a predicted model, not a curated record